AUGAAAAAAAAUACACCAGUCAAAUAUCGAUAUCUAAAAACCGGCGAGUCAAAUGUAGAACCAGAAGAACAGAAAGACGACGAAGAAGUCCGAAUACUGGAUCAAGUUCGAGAAAUAUUCAUCGAAGGUAACAAUCGAUUAGAAUACGAUGAUUUCAUCGAACUCCAAAUUCAAGCGUGGAUUUCCGAUAAAGAUACAACGCCCCAAAAUAUAUUCAGCUUAGCAGAAAAACGACAAGAUCAAAGGAAAUAUUGGACAUUGUUGGCAUUCUUUAAUGUGUGCGGAUUUGGAACACCAUGCAACAAUGACAACGCAUUUCAAUGGUACAAAAAAGCUGCCGAAAUUGGCGAUUCAUUAGGUCAACAAGAAGUCGGAUUUAUGUAUCAACAAGGCAUUGGCACUGACCAGAAUCUGAAAGAAGAAAUCAAAUGGUUCUCGAAAGCCUCGGAUGCCGGAAUGGCGAUUGCUUCGUACCAUCUCGCUGGUAAAUAUUUACGAGGAGAGAGAGUCAAGAUGGAUAAAUCGCGCGCAAUAGACCUUUAUAAAAAGUCCGCUGAGGCUGGAUUCAUUCAAGCAUACGCGGCUAUCGGCGAGAUUUUAUUAGAUCAAGUUCGAGAAAUAUUCAUCGAAGGUAACAAUCGAUUCGAAUACGAUGAUUUCAUCGAACUCCAAAUCAAAGCUUGGCUUUCCGAUAAAGAUACAACGCCCCAAAAGAUAUUCAGCUUAGCAGAAAAACGACAAGAUCAAAGUAAAUAUUGGACAUUGUUGGCAUUCUUUAAUUUGCGCGGAUUUGGAACACCACGCAACAACGACAACGCAUUUCAAUGGUAUAAAAAAGCUGCCGAAAUUGGCGAUUCAUUAGGUCAACAAGAAGUCGGAUACUUGUAUCAACAAGGCAUUGGCACUGACCAAAAUCUGAAAGAAGCAAUCAAAUGGUUCUCGAAAGCUGCGGAUGCCGGAAUGAUGAUUGCUUCGCGCCAGCUCGCUGGUAAAUAUUUACGAGGAGAGAGAGUCAAGAUGGAUAAAUCGCGCGCAAUGGACCUUUAUGAAAAGUCUGCUAAGGUUGCUACUUUAGUUUCUUCAUCUUCACAAAGGACAAUUUCAACAUUAUCUCCACAAAGGAAAGAAUGUAUCGUAUGUACGGAAAGUUUUGAUAUGACACAAUUAAUUCGAAUUUCGAUCGAUUGUCAGCAUGAGAACAAUAUCUGUCAAGAAUGUGUUGCAGGACAUAUUGAACAUGAGUUGCAAGAUAAAGGAAACACUGAAAUUAGAUGUCUAGAUGAAAAUUGCAGAAAUGUGAUGACCGAAGAUUAUGUCAAAAAAUUGGCCAGUGAAACAAUCUUCGAACGAUAUCAGCAAUUGUCACUUGUAUCGACACUUUCACAAAUAGAAGAUUUCUACUGGUGCUUAAAUCCAAAUUGUCAUUCUGGUCAAAUUCAUUACGAAGGAGUUGCAGCACCAAUAAUGACGUGUCAAUCCUGCUCAAAAAAAACAUGUGUUAUGCAUUUGCUUCCAAUUCCAGAUGGUUCAUUAAACUGUCCACAAUGCAUCAAUAUAUCCGAACAACAAGAGCUAAAGAGACAAGAAGAUUUGCAGAAAGAAAGAAAUAGGAAAAUGGAAGAAAAAUCAAAAGCCUAUAUUGAUUCUAUGACAAAAAAGUGUCCGAAAUGUAAUGCUAAUAUUGAGAAGAAUGAUGGAUGUGAUCAUAUGACGUGUCGCGCACCUAGAUGUGGAUAUGAGUUUUGUUGGCUUUGUUUCGCUGAUUAUGAUGCUAUUCGUAAAAAUGGAAAUGCACAUCACAUGCAAAAUUGCAAAUAUUAUGCUUAA
This is a messenger RNA of Ambispora gerdemannii, 1827 nucleotides long. Lineage: Eukaryota; Fungi; Glomeromycota; Glomeromycetes; Archaeosporales; Ambisporaceae. The record is from the annotation of a GenBank genome assembly.